AGACAUUUUUAGUGUUGCUGAGGAGACGCUAAUAGUUGUUGCCACGUCGGAUCAGAAAACCAUUCUUGAUGGUAUAUCAUAAAACCGAGAUACGUUUGUAACAGGGUUACACGCCUUGGAGUGCAAUUUCUCUGUUUAGAGUCAAACUCAUUACAAUACUCAUCAAUCAUGGUUUCCGUCAUCAACACUGUGGACACCUCCCAUGAGGACAUGAUACAUGAUGCCCAAAUGGAUUACUACGGUACCAGACUGGCAACCUGCUCUUCUGACAGGUCUGUCAAGAUCUUCGAUGUCAAAAAUGGAGGACAGAUCCUUGUGGCAGAUUUGAGAGGUCACGAGGGUCCUGUGUGGCAGGUGGCCUGGGCUCACCCCAUGUACGGCAACAUCCUGGCCUCAUGUUCCUACGACAGGAAGGUGAUCAUCUGGAAGGAGGAGAACGGUACCUGGGACAAGAUGUACGAGUACACUGGACACGACUCCUCAGUGAAUUCAGUGUGCUGGGGUCCCUAUGACUUUGGUCUGAUCCUGGCCUGUGGCAGCUCAGACGGAGCCAUCUCAUUGGUCACCUGCUCUGGGGAUCAACGGUGGGAGAUUAAGAAGAUCAGCAAUGCACACACAAUCGGCUGUAACGCAGUGAGCUGGGCUCCAGCAGUGGUGCCAGGUAGUCUGAUAGACCUGCCGUCGGGUCAGAAACCCAACUGCAUCAAGAGGUUUGUCUCAGGAGGCUGCGACAACCUGGUCAAGCUCUGGAAAGAGGAGGAUGGCCAAUGGAAGGAGGACCAGAAGCUGGAAGCUCAUAGUGAUUGGGUCAGAGAUGUAGGCUGGGCUCCAUCCAUAGGACUACCCACCAGCACCAUCGCCAGCUGCUCCCAGGACGGCAGGGUAUUCAUCUGGACGUGUGACGACCCUACAGGCAACACGUGGACGGCUAAACUCCUCCACAAGUUCAACGACGUGGUGUGGCAUGUCAGCUGGUCCAUCACUGGAAACAUCCUGGCUGUGUCUGGGGGGGACAACAAGGUGACGUUGUGGAAGGAGUCUACGGACGGCCAGUGGGCCUGCAUCAGCGACGUCAACAAAGGCCAGGGAGCCGUAUCGUCCAUCGCAGACGGAGCGCCGAGUGAACAGUGAUCCAGGCCACUCCUCUUCCUGCCCCCCCCCC
Molecule: messenger RNA, 1162 nt
Organism: Coregonus clupeaformis (lake whitefish)
Lineage: Eukaryota; Metazoa; Chordata; Actinopteri; Salmoniformes; Salmonidae
Product: protein SEC13 homolog
Exons: 9
Coding region: 169-1131 (320 amino acids)
Biological process (GO): protein import into nucleus; positive regulation of TOR signaling; COPII-coated vesicle budding
Cellular component (GO): nuclear pore outer ring; COPII vesicle coat
Molecular function (GO): protein binding; structural molecule activity
Source: RefSeq, a predicted model, not a curated record